AUGAGUUCCGACACUACAAACGCCACGUUCCUCUUCGAUAAUUUCAACAAAACGCUCCCCGAAAUGUACAGACGUACGCUUCCCAUGAGAAUCCUCGGCUCUUCGUUCACCUUGCUUUUGGGAGUAUCAGCCGUCUUGGGCAACCUCGCCGUCGUCUUCGUUUCUUUCUCUGACCAAGCUCUGCGGAAUCAAGCCAGUAACUUGCUGAUAGUGUAUCUGGCAACGACCGAUGCCCUGACAGGAUUUUUCAGCAUAAUUCCCAGCUCCGUGUUUGACCUCGACUACUGGCCUUUCGGGAAGAUUCUCUGCAGGCUGCAGAACGGGGUGCACUACGGCUGCAUGUGCUCCUCAUCGUUCAACAUUUCGCUCAUCAGCCUCGACAGGGCCGUGGCUGUGAUGAGGCCUCUGCAGUACCACAGCAUCAUGCACUCCAAGACAUUCCUUUCCUUCGGCGUGGCCCUGUUCCUCUUGGCACUGACUCUGCUGGUUCCAUCGCUGGUCCUGGACUGGUCUCAGUUCAAUUACUACGAGGGAAAGUGUGCGUACGAUUGGAGCAUCGCUGAAACGAAACAGUUCACUGCGUCCUGGUCAAUGGUCAGCUGCUACUACAUCCCUGCAGUUUGCAAGUUUUUCUGCAACCUCGUAAUUGUCAUCGCAGCUAGCAGGAAGAGGAACAAGAUAACGAUUCGUGUUGCCAGAGGCAGCGAUUCGGCCCAUCAACAGAUUGCGAUUGCGAUUGGUCCAAAAAUGAACAAGGCGAUUGCGGGUGUGUUUGUACUGGUCGUGACGUAUAGCGUGACUCUUGCACCCAUCGUCAUCUCGAAGCAGAUCGCAUUCGCCACUGAUGUAUUUUCUAUUUCUCCGCAGGUUCAGUAUUUAUUUUCGAUCUUGUCUGUGGCGUCGUCUGCCGUGAAUCCGUUUUUUUACGGUAUUUUCAGGGAUAACUAUAGAAGAGCGUUCAAGAAGAUUGCUUCAGAACUGAAAAUAAAUAACCUACCCUGA
Uloborus diversus is the source of this 1002-nucleotide messenger RNA. RefSeq names its product neuropeptides B/W receptor type 2-like. Gene Ontology annotation, molecular function: G protein-coupled receptor activity. NCBI's taxonomy places the organism in Eukaryota, Metazoa, Arthropoda, Arachnida, Araneae, Uloboridae. The coding region runs from base 1 to 1002 and encodes 333 amino acids. Gene Ontology annotation, cellular component: membrane. Gene Ontology annotation, biological process: G protein-coupled receptor signaling pathway. The transcript has a single exon. The record is from RefSeq and is a predicted model, not a curated record.